AUGGCUCCUGUUGCAGGCAACAAGCGGAAGAGAGGCGAUAGAAGUUGGUCUGGCGACUCGUCGAACGAUAGCCCUAGGCCUUCUCCGCAUCGCCCAAGUAACCUGAAUCUGGCGCAGCAGCAACAACAGCAGCAAGGCAGAGAUGGCCAGGAGGGCCGUGGAAGAGGUGGCCGGAGGUCUAGUCGUGGAGGCCGAAAUACAAGGAGAGGUAGCGAUAGCGCACAUGUUCAGCACCAGCCGCAGCAGCACCAGCACCAGCAGCAACACCAUCAGUUGCGUGAAAGUCCUGUCUCUGCGAAACCUGUCCCCGCACCAAAUAGCAGCGAAUCUGAACCGGCCAAACCCAAUGGUGUCUCAGCCAUCCAACCUUCUACAGUUCCAGCAGAACUACCGCAACAGGCCAUUGUUACAAAGACCUCCUCCUACUGCUACGAAUAUGUUUCGCCCGAGAGUAUGGCAAACUGGGCUGGAAUUGGACAGCCAGCCAUCAUAGAAAUCGGCACGAAAGCUCGAACGGAGGGUGAUUCUCUUACUCUGUCGUCAGUAUUCCAAGAGCUUGUGCAGUUAGCUCUCGAGGGCCGUGUGCCUCCUCAAGAUCUUGGGAGCACGGUACGGGCGAUUAUCGGAAAUACCGAGACUACCGACUCAGCUCUUGAUCCACGCACAAUAUUCCUCGACACACUCUCCAUUCUGACCGAAAGUGAGCCUUCUAACCCUAACCUCCGCCCUUUUCUAUUCUCAACUGGUAUCCCCUCCGAGACAAUGCGACUUCAGUUGGAAACUCCACUUCUUCAAUCCCUCGGCUUGAUUCGUGAUACUUUUGCCCGCAUGGGAAUCAGAAAACAGACCAACCUCUUAUAUCGACAGUCAAACUAUAACCUAUUACGAGAAGAGUCUGAAGGAUACUCGAAGCUCUUAACGGAGCUCUUUACCACGAGCAACAAUGAGCCUCCUUCCAGCGAGGUGGUCGAAGAUACUUUCGAACGGGUAAAGGCAAUGAUAGGUGCUUUUGACAUGGACGUUGGAAGGGCUCUUGAUGUCACUCUGGACGUAUUCGCUGCUGUUCUAGUCAAACAAUAUCGGUUCUGUGUCAAAUUCCUAAGGGCAAGCUCAUGGUGGCCAAAGGAAGAUGGUAUAGGUGGACAUAAUUCAAUGUCUGGCUUACCCCGAUGGGCAUUGCCUGGGUCUCCUGGGUGGUCAACUACUGAUGAGGAAAGAGCCGAGAUGCUGCGACUAAAUGAAACCCGAGAUCAAGAAUUCUGGGAUAGGGUAAGGGAAAUCGGCAUACGUGCCUUUUUUGAGCUCGGCCGGCAACCCAUUUCGGAGGAAGAACAGCGCAAGUGCAUAUCUGCGGCUGAAGGAGACACCGUUAAUGAUAGCGGCGAAACAAAAAAGUGGAUUGAACAAACAGGCACGCUUCCACCCAGAGGGAAUCGAGUGGCGGCGCAACUUCUCGGCUUUAAACUCCGAUAUUACUCUUCUGAUGCACGAAACCCAUCUGAUGUUCUUCCCGACAACUUAAUAUACCUUGCAGCACUUCUAAUUAAAGUUGGGUUUAUCUCCCUGCGCGACCUAUACCCCCAUCUUUGGCGCCCAGAUGAAUCCAUGGACGCUUUGAAGGAAGAAAAGAUGAAGGAAAAGGCGGAAAGGGAGGCGGCGUCUCGUCAUGGCGGAGCCGUCAAUGCCUUAAUGACUGCCGGUGCGCUGAUUGAUGACACUGUGCCCCCUCCUCCCCGAAUCAGAGAACCCGAUGCCAGAUCUGCCACUCCAUCCCGAGACCAGGAUCAUGACCAGGAUAAAUCCGCGGCUCCCAAGGUUGAGGACAAAGAACAGUUACCUGAACCAGCUGAUCAGAAGGUUCUUCUCCUGAAAAGUUUACUCGCUAUUGGUGCUCUUCCAGAGUCAUUAUACAUACUAGGGAAGUUUCCGUGGUUGCUUGAUGCCUACCCUGAACUUCUUGAGUUCAUCCACCGCAUUAUUCACCACUGUUUAAACAAGGUGUAUAACAAUGUUCGACCAUUAGCUGAACAAGAUGAACUGAAGGCCCGCAAAAAGAUUGUCAGCACUGAUCAAUCUACUACGCUAUCAGGAAAAGUUCGACUUGGAGAUCAACCCCCUCGGCGUAUCCUCCGUUGGGCACAGUUAGACAAAGAAGAUACUAAUGAUGGCACCGAUUACCGAUUCUACUGGGAUGAUUGGGCUGAUAAUAUCCCAAUUUGCCAGUCUGUUGACGACGUUAUCGCUCUCUGUGGAUCGUUUUUGAACCUAUCCGGGGUAAAGAUUGGAAACGAUCCCAGCUUACUCACAAAAUUGGCUCGCAUCGGUAACCACAGCAUGAAGAAUGAUCCAUCUGAAUCUAAUAUUUCACGCUGGAGAGACCUCUGCAAACGCCUUCUUGUCCCAGCUCUCAGUUUAACCAAAGUUAACCCUGGAGUGGUUAAUGAAAUAUUCGAGCUACUGCAAAAUUUCCCUCAAGAUGUCCGAUUUUCGAUAUAUGCGGAAUGGAAUAUUGGACAAACAUCCAGAUCACCAGAUAUAAAAUCGGCGUUUGACCUAGCCCGCGCCCAAACGAAGGACUCCUUGAAACGCUUAAGCAAGACAAAUCUACGGCCAAUGGCUAGGACACUGGCUAAAAUUGCAUAUGCCAACCCUGGAGUAGUGAUCAAUGUUGCCAUCAGUCAAAUCGAGUCCUACGAGAAUUUGAUUGAAGUUAUAGUCGAAUGCGCACGUUAUUUCACAUUCCUCGGGUACGAUGUUUUAACCUGGGCAUUGGUCAAUUCCUUAGGGCAAAAGGGAAGAAGCAGAAUGCAGGCCAGUGGACUGUUAGCUAGCCGCUGGCUUAAUUCCCUGGCAACCUUCGCUGGCAGAGUCUUCAAACGAUACUCCAGCAUUAUGAACCCUAUUCCCGUCCUACAGUAUGUCAGUGACCAGUUGCGCCAGAAUAAUUCCACCGACCUCCUUGUCCUUGAACAGCUUAUUAGUUCAAUGGGUGGCAUUGUUACUGAUAACAGCUUUAACGAUGCUCAGCUCCAAGCUAUGGCUGGAGGAAAUGUCUUACAAUCCCAAACAAUGCUGCAGCUACUGGAUAAACGACAUGAGUCCAAGACAACUUCAAAGCGGCUCAUGAAAUCGUUAUCUGAUUCCAAUUUGGCCGGAUUGCUUCUUGUGGCAAUGGCACAGGAAAGAGUAACCUGUAUCUUCAAGGAGUCCGAAUCCGAUGCGGAAUUGAAGCUACUCGGUAACAUAUUCGAUGAGACUCAUCGUGUGCUGACACAAUAUCUGGAUCUCCUCCGAUCCAACUUUACCGUCGAUGAAUUCAACUCUUAUGUACCGGACGUUGUGGCUCUGAUUAGUGAAUUUGGAAUACAGCCCGAAGUGGCAUUCUGGAUAUCACGUCCAAGCAUUGCUCAGCGUAUCGCCGAUGCAAGCAAACAGAUCCAGGAAGUGAUGGCGAAGAAAUCGGAGGUAGAGGCUCCAGCUCCUGAAACAAGCCUUAACGACGACGUUGAAAUGGGCGAAGAUAAAGAGGCUUGUGAGCCAGUGGCAGAGCAAGGAGAUGCAAUGGCUGUGGAUAACCAAGCGUCGUUUGACGAGGGUAAAGCUCUGCCGGGAUCUACCUCGCCAGAUCCUAUCAACUCAGAGAAAGCCUCCAGCCCAGUUUCGCCUUUCAACCCAGUUGUUCAAGAACUGAUGGAUCAAAUGAAAUCAUCUGUUCCUGAAUCGUUCUGGGACGUUGUUGGCUUACCAUUUUAUAUUACAUUCUGGCAGCUCUCUCUGUACGACAUCUAUGUGCCCCAAAAGUCUUAUGAGGACGAAACGGAACGCCUAAAGAAACGAGUUAUCGCUAUUUCACACGACAGGUCGGACAUGAGCUCGGCUGGCGUUCAGCGCAAGGAGAGAGAGAAGAGGCAAAUUAAUGAACUUCAUGACCAAAUAUUGGACGAGAACAAGCGUCAUAUCCGAGCCUACGGACAAACUCGUGCGAGGUUACAGAAGGAAAAGGGCCAAUGGUUUGUUGGAAUGCGCGUUAAACACGAAGCUUUGAAUAUUGCUCUCAUGCAGCAAUGUUUCCUUCCCCGUACCUUACUCUCUCCUAUUGAUGCUCUUUACAGUUUCAAAAUGCUCAAAUAUCUUCACUCGUCCGGCACUCCUAAUUUCCGAACAGUGGGCCUAUUGGAUCAGCUCUUCAGGGAUCAACGAUUGACUAGCAUUAUAUUCCAGUGUACAGCAAAGGAAGCGGACAAUUUUGGACGCUUCCUUCUCGAAAUUUUACGUGAUCUCAGCAGAUGGCAUGCAGACAAAGCUGUGUACGAAAAAGAGGCCUUCGGAACUAAGCGUGACCUCCCUGGUUUUGCUAGAACGAUGGAUCCUGAAGGAAAACCUACAACUUUCCUAGACUAUGAGGACUUCCGACGGAUUUUGUAUAAAUGGCACCGACAACUGAGUGCAUCUCUCAAAACUUGCUUGACUGGAGGCGAGUAUAUGCACAUUCGAAAUGCAAUUAGCAUUUUGAAAGCUGUGAUUCAAUAUUUCCCAGCUGUCAACUGGAUUGGUCGUGAUAUGCAAACAUGCGUGACUGCACUGACAAAUUCUGAUCCCCGGGAUGAUAUCAAAAUCCCAUCGGCAACCCUCGUUGGAGAUUUGAGUAGGAGAGAGAAGAAAUGGCUGCUUCCACAAGCCUUCACAAUCUUGAAUCCGGGUGCCACAACUGGAGAAUCCAGCAAUACGCCAAAGAAUGAAACUGCUGGACAGGAAGACCGGGUCGCUGGCGGUAAGCCACAGACACCACAGCCGCAAUCAACUACUUCCAAGCCCCUUAAUGCCAACGCACCUGAGUUUCAACCUUCUGCUGCAACCAUCAAAACAAAUGGCACCACGGCUACUCCUAGCACUGGCCGGUUAGAGGUUGAAGAUGGAGAGAUUGAGGACGCAAAAAAGGAAGAGGUAAAAGCCACGGAAGAUUCCUCCAAAACUGAGCCUUCGAACCCUGCUACUCCAACACCCACGCCGGGUAUCCAAACAAGCACAUUGGAUGAUGAGACGGCCACCCAAUACCACGAUAAACCUCAAGCUACGGAGGUACCCGAGCCCGAGGAUGCUCAGAUCGACCGCAGUAGUACGCCCAUUGCCAGUAGAGAUGGAACUCGUGGCCAGGACGCAGGUAAUGACCUAUCUCCACAAACCGGCUCCGGCGCUGGAACCCGGACGCCGUCGGAAUCGUCGCAUCCAUCCAGUUCCUCAAGACGAAUGGACUUCGAUCGACAUGGAGCUAGCAACUCAGGGCUUCGACCACCUGCUAAUCUUCCAAGUAAACCUGAUCUUCCGCGGCAGUAUCGACAUUCUGACCUGAGAGGCCCGGGAAUGCGAUCGAGUGAACCAUCAGGCGACCGACGAGAACGAGAUACGCGGGAUUAUAAGUAUUCUGAACACGGUCGCCUUUCCAGAUAUGGCCCUCAUGACCAUGAGAGAUUAGUUGAACAUCCUAGCAUGGUUGAGCCUCGUGGUUUUGGUCGGCUUUCGGAGAAGGAAAUGGCACACAGGCCAUACCCAGAAGACCAUCUCGGGCGGCCACCUCACAUGCGAGAACACACAGGCCCUCGAGAUCAAGAAUGGAGAGAACGACAUAGCCGCGGGAGGCUUAAUCCUCCAGACAAUCUUAGUCAACGACCAGACCAUCCCCGAUCAUUGAGGGAUGACAUGAACAUGCAACAUCCGCAUGAAUACCCGCACCGCCCUGGACGGCCAUCAAGGGAAGACCGAAGGCCCCCACCACAUGGUCAUGGCUCGCGCCCUCCAACUCCAUCACAGCAAGACGAUCAACGACCUUCUUCAUCUCGAAUGGACAGGCAUGAUGAUCGUGAUAAUAGAAGUAUGCGUCUUGCACCACAAGGCCCUGCUCGACAUGACGAUCUACCUAGCGGACCUCGUGGAACUCGUGCUCCGCAUGGGAGCAUGUCGGACAGCCGUCCACCCCAGGAGUACCAGCGAGACGGGAGGAUGGGGCACCUACCGCCUCCAGACCCAAGCUACGGCCGCCUAAAUCAAGACUCACGAUUCCCAUCCGGGCGUUCUGGUGAUAGCUUCGAGCGUAACACUGAUAUUCCAUCGGGCCCAAGAAGGAACAACCAGCCUGGCCGCGGUGGCAGAGCAGUGUCUGCCGCAGGGCAUCAUCCCUCUAGUUCAUCAGCCAAUGCCGAUCGGCAGCCCCCUACUGGGCCAGCAGGCUGGACCGGACAACGGGGCCAAUCCCACCAGGACCGCUCCUCUCAGGGAACCGGCGCUCAGGAAGACUCCAACGUGAAUAUCAACAACAUGGAUACGUCCGGAAUUCACCCUGACCGGCUGAAGGCCAUGCAAGACCCGAACGACCAAGGAGGCAGACCCGGUGCACCACCCUCUCAACAACAGAAUCUACCUCCUUUAGCACCGCCAUCAGGACCUAGGGGUGGUGCCCAUGGCCCACCAAGUUCGUCCCCAACCACUCGUGGCCGCCCUUCCGCAGCAGCUCUGAGCGGUGAAGGCGGCCGGGGAGACAAGAGAUUCGCUGGACUUAACAACAUGCUGCAACAAUCGUCCGGGCCAGGCGGUGAUAAAUCUGGACAAGGCCCCAUGAGCAGAGGCAGGAUGUCGAAUAGACAAACCGGUUCUACCAGUGGUCCAUCGCCUCAAUCAACCAGACCUCAGCCUCCAAAUGAUGUAGGCCCUGCUGGCGGCAGCACAGGAAAAUCAGAGUUAUUCCCAGCACGAUCUAACGGUCCUCCACCGACACCAGAAGAGGAGAGUCGCAGACCUGGUCGGUCCAGCCGUCGAAGCGAGAUCGUAGACGAAGCAUCCAGCUCUCGACGGUCUUCGCAUUCGAAUACUCCUCUGGAUCGUCCCAUGGAUCGUUCAAUGGAAAGGCCCAGUGACCGUGUUGAAAGAGAUCGUGAACGCCGAGCUGGCGAAGAGAGUUCAAGAACCAGAGACACCAAAAAGGAUGACCGCCGGGAACGACCACGAGAGCGCGAUCGUGACCGUGAUAGAGGCCGGGUUGAUGAAGUUGCCGAACGUGAUGACGCCAGGGCUUCCCGAGACUCCUCUACCCGUCGCAGCGUUCACAGCUCAGGCGGUAACACUGCCGAGGUGACACCAACUACCAACCGCCGGAGAGACAGACGCGAACGUGAUGAUGGACGUGGCUCUGGAAGCGGUGGCGGCAGCAGUGGUGCUGCUGGUAAAGGGAUUCCACUACCUCCACCGCCUCCUCCACUUCCAGGAGAUAGACCUCUUGACAGAUGGGGUGGUGCCGGCCCUGGCCGAAGUGAUGAUAGGCCCCGAGAUCGUGGCGAUCGCGACCGUGAGAGAGGAGGAGGAGGAGGAGGAGGAGAUCGAGACAAAGAGCGAGAUCGCAGCGAUAGGGGCCGAGAUCGUGACAGGGACCGCGGACGGGACAGGAGAGACGGUCCAAAUGUAGGGCCAGAUGGGCGCGGACCGCCUCUAACCCCUACCGGCGGCCUAGGGGGCGGUGCUGGCAAUACCGGCCACAACACCUGGCCUCGUAAAAGAGGCAGACCACACGGAAUGGGAGGAGACGAAACCCAUGAACAUUCGCCAAACAUGGGCGGUCCUAUGAGACCGGGUCCAGGAAGUGACAUGAAGCGGCAGAGACGCUGA
This is a messenger RNA of Trichophyton benhamiae CBS 112371, 7653 nucleotides long. RefSeq lists its product as uncharacterized. NCBI's taxonomy places the organism in Eukaryota, Fungi, Ascomycota, Eurotiomycetes, Onygenales, Arthrodermataceae. The record is from RefSeq and is a predicted model, not a curated record. The coding region runs from base 1 to 7653 and encodes 2550 amino acids. Gene Ontology annotation, cellular component: THO complex part of transcription export complex. Gene Ontology annotation, molecular function: mRNA binding. Gene Ontology annotation, biological process: mRNA export from nucleus; mRNA processing. The transcript is spliced from 2 exons.